CUGUACUAACCAAGAGACAUGACAGAGGACCAGGGAACUGUGGAUGAAGAAAGAAACUCAUACAGGUUUUGGACAAUUUGAGGCAUCAGAAUACGGUGAUUACUAUGACACAACUUCAGACAUUGGAUCACCAUGCAACAAUGGAAACACAAAGGCCUUCAGUGAGGUUUUCCUUCCAACCCUGUACAGCUUAGUUUUCAUUAUUGGCUUCAUCGGAAAUGGCCUGGUAGUGUGGGUCCUGAUCAGAUACCGUCAAAAAUCCAACAUGACAGAUGUCUGCCUCUUCAACCUAGCCCUAUCUGACCUACUCUUUCUUGUGUCACUCCCUUUUUGGGCUCACAGUGCCAUGGAUGCAUGGAUUUUUGGCAACUUCAUGUGUCAUUUCAUAACAGGUCUCUUUACGUUGGGUCAGUAUGGUAGCAUAUUCUUCAUUGUCCUAAUGACACUGGAUCGCUAUGUUGUCAUUGUCCAUGCCCAUAGUAUCUUUUCCAGAAAUCGGUCUGUAAAAAUGGGUUUGGUUCUGGCCUCAUUUGUAUGGAUGCUCAGUCUGUUUGUGUCCCUCCCUAAUAUUAUUUUUGCCAAAGCGAAAAAUGAGCAAAACAUCAAAGUAUCAUGCAAAUCUGAAUUUCCUGAGAAUACAGCCUGGAUGUCAUUUACUUAUCUUAAGAUGAACCUCCUGACCUUGGUCAUCCCUCUGAUUAUUAUGAGCUAUUGCUAUUCCCAGAUCAUCCCUACUCUGCUCAGCAUAAAAUCACAAAAAAGGCACAAAGUCGUCAAACUCAUCUUGGCUGUGGUGGCAGUUUAUUUUCUCUUCUGGACUCCAUACAACAUUGUCAUGUUUCUUAUGUACCUGCAGAAGCAUGAGUAUUUAGUCGCCUGUAAGUGGCAAACUAGUUUAAGCCUUGCCAUGCAGUGGGUGGAAACAAUUGCCUUUUGCCACUGUUGCCUCAAUCCUAUCAUCUAUGCCUUUGCCGGACAGAAGUUCAGAAGAGCAGUUCUUAAAGUCCUAAAAGAGCAGUUUCCAUUGUGCUUUAGCCAGUGUGCCACUUUCUCUCUACAGUUAUCUGAACGCAGAAGUUCAGUUUUCAGCAAAUCUACCGAAUAUUCCUCCACACAGAUUGCAUAGAGCAAACUUAUUCCCCCAGUGUUAUUUUUAGACUUUUUUUUUUCUUUUAUUUACCCUCUGUAAAUUCUGAUUAUUGAAUGUAUAUUGAGUUUUUGAAAGUUUCCUUUUUCUGUUUUUUAACAAUUUUGUUAACAAUAAUGAUAUAUGUUAAUUAGGCGAGUGCAAAUGUGUUCUUUGUGCAUGUAUAUUGCUUACAUUUUAGAAAUGUAAAUGAUACAUAUAAUUAAAAAAUGAAUGAUUUCAUCUGGAAUUUUAAAUAAACUCACUGUUAGUCUUUGCAUCAGGAGUAAAACAUUUAUUCAGUUGUGGCUUAUUUUCAUAUGUCUUUGUUAAAGAAAUUAAUUUAGCCUAUAUUUAAAAUUUAGCUUUUAAAGAUUUUUUAAUGUAAA
Carassius auratus (goldfish) is the source of this 1515-nucleotide messenger RNA. Its product is annotated as C-C chemokine receptor type 5-like. The coding region runs from base 44 to 1126 and encodes 360 amino acids. Gene Ontology annotation, molecular function: C-C chemokine receptor activity; C-C chemokine binding. The record is from RefSeq and is a predicted model, not a curated record. The transcript is spliced from 3 exons. Gene Ontology annotation, biological process: calcium-mediated signaling; cell chemotaxis; immune response. Gene Ontology annotation, cellular component: membrane; external side of plasma membrane. NCBI's taxonomy places the organism in Eukaryota, Metazoa, Chordata, Actinopteri, Cypriniformes, Cyprinidae.